Durotheca rogersii is the source of this 1912-nucleotide messenger RNA. Its product is annotated as Zip-domain-containing protein. The coding region runs from base 466 to 1704 and encodes 412 amino acids. The transcript is spliced from 4 exons. Gene Ontology annotation, cellular component: membrane. NCBI's taxonomy places the organism in Eukaryota, Fungi, Ascomycota, Sordariomycetes, Xylariales, Xylariaceae. The record is from RefSeq and is a predicted model, not a curated record. Gene Ontology annotation, biological process: zinc ion transmembrane transport; intracellular zinc ion homeostasis. Gene Ontology annotation, molecular function: zinc ion transmembrane transporter activity.
CGAAGAAGCUGUAACAUCAGGGAACAGAGCUAAGGCUAUUCAAGGUCCCCCACGCGCACUGCAUCCAGAGCGCAGGGGACAUGGGGUUCGAUCUGAUAAGAUAAAAUUAUACUUAUGGUUAUGUGUGUGACUACAUACGGCCUGCCUCCAGGGGGAUUUCUCAGUAUUUUCGACAAACAGUAUGCCGACGCGUCCUAACAGGAAUUGCAGGAAUUACGAGGGGAGCCGAUAUUAGUCAGCCUACAUCAGUAGUUUGGCUAGUAGGUGGUUAUGUACCUAAGCCCGCCACAUAGUUACAUACAUACCUGAGUCGGGGGCUUGUCUCCCAAGCCCCCAGAGGAAAUAGAGCCUAAGUACCUACCUCAUAGCUCAUACCGUCUCCUCACGCCUUUCUUCGUCUCUUUACGCCUCAUAGAACCCGGGAUAUACACUACGCGAAGAGAGACUCAUCCUUCUCAAAACAUCAUGGGCGCGACACGUCAGAUUCUUUGGAUUGUGCCGCUAUUUCUAGGCGCCGCGAUCGCCUCCGGUAUCGCAGCUAGCCAGGGCACCCCGAGCGCGUCGCGUGCCUCUCUGAGCUUGGAGGAAUUGGACGAGAAGCUCCAGUCAUGUGCGGUCGUGCGAGACCUCAAUGCCGAGAAGCUCGCAGCCGCCUCUACAACCUCGACCGUGACGGAGCAGAUCUUCGCGGUCCUCUUCCCCGGUAGCCCUGCCGUGAACGCUCUCCUCGCGACGCUGUACAUCUCGGGACCUCCCAACUUCUUGCUGGCCUUGUGCCCGCCGAACAUCGACCCUUCUUCGCUGUCCGUCAUGGUGGCGUUCGCCGUAGGGGGGUUGAUGGGUGACACGCUAUUCCAUCUACUCCCCGAGAUCUUUCUCGGAGAGGAUAGCCCCGAGCACGUGCGGCUUGUCCUCGUCGAGCCAAACCGAAACCUUCUCCUAGGCGUCGCCAUCAUGGUCGGCUUCAUGACAUUUGUGGCCAUGGACAAAGGGCUACGAAUUGCGACCGGCGGCGAGGGACACGACCACAGCCAUGAGAGCAACUCCCACGGCGCGCAGCCCGAAACCAAAGCCACGUCGAGCUCGGUGGAAGUCUCCCAGACGGAAGCCACGAGACGCAAGAAGGAGGGGGGCAGCGCAACAGCCGACGAGAAGAGGGAGGAGGAAAAGGACAUAAAUCCCAGCGUCAGGCUAGGCGGUUACCUUAACCUGAUUGCCGACUUUACUCACAACAUAACGGACGGCCUUGCCAUGUCGGCGUCUUUCUAUGCGUCGCCCACUAUUGGCGCCACGACUACCGUAGCCGUGUUUUUCCACGAGAUUCCUCACGAAGUUGGUGAUUUCGCUCUGCUCGUGCAAUCCGGCUUCUCUAAGCGAGCCGCCAUGGGAGCGCAGUUCGUCACAGCUCUGGGAGCCCUUUUGGGGACGCUGAUCGGCAUCGCCGUCCAGGAAUUCGGCGGUGGUAAUGGCGUGGACGGCAAGGGCAUCGGCAUGAGCGGCGGUAUCUGGGGCACCAGCCUUACCUACGGCGAUCUGUUGCUCCCCUUCACUGCCGGAACUUUCCUCUACGUCGGGACCGUGGCAGUGAUACCGGAAUUGCUGGAGACGGGACCGCGAAAGCUCGAGGAGCUUCGGAAGACCCUCAUCCAAUUUGCUGCCAUCGCGUUGGGCGCCGGGAUCAUGCUGUAUAUUUCAUGGAACUAAAGGCACUUGUAUCGACGAAGAGUGUGUGUACAGGUCAGCGUGACGCCUUUUACGAGACAUGUUGUUUCAAAGCGUAGCAUGUCUGCUAUCACAUGUAAGGCACCCACAGGGGAGUUGUCUUGUUUUUUUGUUUGUUUGCUAGGCACCUAAUUACCAUCCCACCAGGUUGUGUCAGUCUCGGACGGGUCUGGGCUUUUUUUUUUUUUUU